GCUGCGUCCACGAGCAGCUCCUGCGACCAGGGCAGCAGCAGCAAUUGCAGCAGCAGACGCAGAGACUUAAACCACAGGAGCAGCAGCAGCAGCAGCAACAGCAGCAGCAACAGCAACAGCAGCAGCAGCAGCAACAGCAGCAGCAGCUAUUUGUGUGCGUGCUCCAGCUGCGUUCGCUGGACGGCAUUUCUGGCUUGACAAGUCUCCGCUGCCUCCGCGCCGAGUUGAACCAAAUUAGCUGCCUCGCAGGCCUGCAGCAACUGUGGGGCCCCGAAAGCCAGCUCGAAACCCUCGACCUCCGCUGCAACCGGCUGCAGCAGCUGCAGCAGCUGCUGUUCUUAGGAGGCCUUCCCCGUUUGCUGCGGCUCUCGCUGCAGUCCAAAGAAGCGGCACUGCAGCAGCUGCAGCAGCAGCAGCAGCAGCAGCUUGAUGGCGAGUACCCCCUCCUUGUAACGCCUCUGUCGCCGCGACUCAGCAGCAGCAGCAGCAGCAGCAGCAACAGCAACAUAAUCUGCUGCAGCCCGGCCUACCGCCGCUUCGUGCUUCUGUGCGCUCCGCUGCUGCAGCAGCUGGAUGGCCUUCCUGUUGCUGCCGAGGAGCGGGCAUCAGCAGCAGCAGCUGCUGCUGCUGCUGCUGCUGCUGGCAGCAGCAGCAGCAGCGAAUUCGAAACUCAGCAGCAGGAACUCGACCGCCUUUGGCUGCGCACUAAAACCCAGCCCUUCUGCAUUCCCUACGGCGGUUCCUGCGAGAUCCGUGCUGCAGCACGGCGAGCAAGAGCAGCAGCAGCAGCAGCAGCAGCAACAGCAGCAGCAGCUACUUCGGGCAAAAGGCUGCAGGAGUCUCGCGAAGUCUCAGUUGUGUUAGAGGCCCGCCGAACCCCCCAAAGGCCAGCAGCACCGAGAACAGCAGCAGCAGCAGCAGCAAAGACAGCGGCAGCAGCAGCAGCAAAUGAGGACGCAGCAGCGCGCAGAAGCAGCAGCAGAAAUAUCUCUCUUGAACAGCAGCAGCAGCAGCAGAGUCUACAGACAGCGCCCCAGCAGCAACACAAACAGCAGAGGCAACAACAACAGAAGCUGCGCCUGGCAGCAGCAGCAGCAGCAGCAGCUCCAGCAGCAGCUCCAGCAGCAGCAGCAGCUCCAGCAGAUGCAGCUCCAGCAGCAGCAGCAGAAGCAGCAGCGGCAGAAGCAACCACAGGAGCAGCACCAAGAGCAGCUCCAGCAGCAGCAGCAGCAGCUCCAGCAGCAGCAGCAGCAGCUGCAGCAGCAGCAGAUGGAUGUCCCUCCUUGCUGCUUUCGGCGCUUCAGCGGCUCCCCGAAGCUUCACGGGCUGCGCUGCAUGCAGUGACGGCGAUGGAGCUGCUGCAGUGUCUUGCUGCUAUCCCUGACCCGCCAGCAGCAGCAGCAGCAGCACCAGCAGCAGCAGCAGCAGCAGCAGCAGCAGCAGCUAGUCCGGAAGCUGCUGCUGCUGCACCCGCGGCUUCGCUAGAUGACCCGAAUGCAGGCGACGCGCAGGCACCCCCGCAAACAGCCGCAGCAGCAGCAGCGGCAGCAGCAGCAGCAAUAGCAGCAGCAGCAACAGCACAAGUUAACACUGAGGAGUGCUGCAGCCCCAAGGCAGUGCUGCGCGCCUCAAAGCCUCAGGCGCUCGUCGCUGGCAGCAGCUGCAGCAGCAGCAGCCUCAAUACCUUCAGCGGGAACAGCAGCAGCAACAAUAACAGCAACAAUGACAGCAGCGGCAGUGGCAGCAGCAGCUGCAACAGCAGCUGCUUGUGCUCAAGAGAUGCAGCAGGCGAUGCUUUGCAGAUGUGUCAGCAGCAGCACGUUGCUGCUGCCGCUGCUGCUGCUCCCGACGGCGGCUCCAGUAGCCCGCGGCCCAGUAGUUUGCUGCCCACAGCAGCAGCAGCUGCUGCUGCAGCACGAGCAGCGGCAGCAGCUGCGCCAGAAGCAGGACAAGUGGCAGCAGCAGCAGGAGAAGCAGACCUUCAGGUAGACAUCAUGGCGCUAGCACAGCAGCCAAACCAGCAGCAGCUGCUGCAGCAGCAGCAGCAGCGUACACACGAGCAGCAGGAAGAGCAGCUGCAGCAGCAGCAGCAGCAGCAGGAGGCACUGGAGCACUUACGGCGCCAGCUCUCAUCUUACUCAGAAGAAGUCGAAGAGCUGCGGCAGUUGCUUCAGCAGCAGCAGCAACAGCAUCAGCAGCAGCGGCAGCAGCAGCAUCAGCAGCAAGCAGCGGCUGCAGCGCUGGAAGAGCGGCAGCAGCAGCUGCUGCAGCAGCUGCAGCAGCUGCAGCUAGAGAAAGAUGAGGCGUGGGCCCGCGUGCAGCAGCUGCAAGAAGAAGCAGCGCUGCAGCAAGACGAACUUGCUGCAGCUAACCGGCAGCAAGUGCUGCUGCGGGAGCGUUAUGACCGCAGCGCGAAGGAGCAGCAGCAGCAGCAGCAGCAGGACCUGCAGCAGCAGCGGCGUCGCCACCAGCAGCAGCAGCAGCAGCUGGAGAGCGCGUUCAGCGCGUCUCUGACGGAGCUGAAGGAAGCAGCAAAGCGGCAGCAGCAGCAGCUGCAGCAGCAGCUGCAGCAAGCAGCGCAGAAGCUGGAGGAGGCGCAGGAGCAGCACGAGCAGCAGCAGCAGCAGCAGCAGCAGCAGCAGCAGCAGAUGCUGCGACUGCAGCAGGCACUGCGAGCAGCCACAAGAAAAAAUGCUGAAUUAAAUAAAGUUGUUUAUAAAGCAGCAGCACAGGAGCAGCAAUUUGAGGUGUCUGUACAGCGGCUGAGCAGCAAGCUGCAGCGGGCAGUGGAGGAGUUGCGGCUGCUGCAGCGGGACAAGCAGCAGCUGCAGGAAGCAGUUGCUGCAGCGGAAGCAGCGCAGCAGCAGCAGCAGCAGCAGCAGCAGCUGCUGCUGCAGCGGGCAGCCAGGCUGCAGCAAGAACUCACAGACACACAGGCAGCUUGCACCCCUCGGGAGAAGCUGCGGGAGCUGCGCUGCGAGCGGGACUUGCUGCAGCAGCAGCUGCAGCAGCAGCAGCAGCAGGUCCAGCAGCUGCAGCAGCAGCUGCAGCAGCAGCAAACCCAGCAGCAGCUGCAGCAGCAGCUGCAGCAGCAACCCUCUACUGCCGCCGAGCUGCAGUCCCUCAAGGCCGCCGUCGCAGCAGCAGCAGCAGCGCAGCAAGCAGCAGAAGCGCAUGCAAGAGAGACGAAGCAAACAGCAGCAGUGCAUGCUCGCGUGCUGCAGCAGCAGGAGGAGCAGCUGCAGCAGCAGCAGCAGCUGCUGCAGCAAAAAGAAGAACUGCUGCAGGAAGCCAACAGCGUCGCCAGACGCCGCGAGAAGGAGCUCGAAAGAAAGCUGGAAGAAUAUGCAGACAGGGCUCGAGAGUUGGAGAAGGAGCGCGAAGCAGCAGCUGCUGCUGAGCGGCAGCAGCAAGAAGAGAAGGGUUUGCUGCAGCAGCUGCAGCAGCAGCUGCAGCAGCAGCAGCAACAGCUGAAGCAGAAGGACGAGGCGCGAGCUGCAGAGGCGGUGCAGCAGGAGCGGCAGCAGCAGCAGCAGCAGCAACAGCAGCAGCAGCAAGAGCUGUCUCAGCUGAAGCAGCAGCUAAAGGCAGAGCGCCGCGAGCAGGAGGCAGUGCAGCAGCAGCAGCAGCAGCUCCUCAAGAAGCAGCAGCAGCAGCUAGCCAAGCUAGCUGAGCAGCUGCGCAGCAGCAAGCAGCAAACUCUGGCCAGAGAGAUGGAGCUGCGGCUGCUGCUGCAGCACUGGGAAAAGAGAAAAGAGACAGCAGCAGAAACAGCAAAACAUUUGAAUCUGCUUCUCAGGAAACUGCAGCACGACUUCGGAGAGAGAGACCGCUAG
Eimeria tenella is the source of this 3836-nucleotide messenger RNA. Its product is annotated as leucine rich repeat family protein, putative. The record is from RefSeq and is a predicted model, not a curated record. The annotation marks the transcript as partial. The transcript is spliced from 11 exons. Lineage: Eukaryota; Apicomplexa; Conoidasida; Eucoccidiorida; Eimeriidae. Gene Ontology annotation, molecular function: protein binding.